GAACAACAAAACCAUCGUGAUAUCUUUAGUCUGACCUCUUCCGCCUUGUUCAUUCAACGCAUGCUUCUCUGAGCAGCUGUGUGUUUAUCAGAAGUCAAAAUGAACCAAGAGAAAUUGGCUAAACUUCAAGCCCAGGUCCGAAUAGGGGGCAAGGGCACAGCACGCAGAAAGAAGAAGGUGGUGCACAGAACAGCAACAGCUGAUGACAAGAAACUCCAGAGUUCAUUAAAGAAACUUGCAGUUAAUAACAUAGCUGGCAUUGAAGAGGUGAAUAUGAUUAAAGAUGAUGGCACAGUCAUUCACUUCAAUAACCCCAAAGUGCAGGCGUCUCUGUCUGCCAAUACCUUCGCCAUCACCGGCCACGCAGAGACCAAGCAGCUCACAGAAAUGCUCCCAGGAAUACUCAGUCAACUCGGUGCGGACAGUCUCACGAGUCUGCGCAAACUCGCUGAGCAGUUCCCCAGACAAGUUCUCGACAACAAAGCUCCAAAAGCUGAAGAUAUUGAUGAAGAAGAUGAUGAUGUCCCAGAUCUUGUAGAGAACUUUGACGAGGCAUCAAAGAAUGAGGCGAACUGAUCAUUUGACCUUCUGUAGUUGCUGUUAAGGAUGCAGACUUCUGCAGGAUUUUAACUAGAGUGACUGACAUAUCAUUUCAACACUAUCCAGCAAAUCAGAGACUUUUAUAUCAUGAAUUGGUAGUCCACAUCCUUCCCAGACCAUUCUCCUGCACUUAUACAGAAAAAUGGACGGUUACAAGCUUAAUGGGUAUAAGUCUUAACCACAAUGCUAGUUGAUAUUUUGACUGCUGUGGCUAUGAAAAAUAGUCUUACUUAUUUUUUCCUGUUAAUUAAAGAUAAUUAAAACUUAA
Molecule: messenger RNA, 868 nt
Organism: Myxocyprinus asiaticus (Chinese sucker)
Lineage: Eukaryota; Metazoa; Chordata; Actinopteri; Cypriniformes; Catostomidae
Product: transcription factor BTF3 homolog 4
Exons: 6
Coding region: 100-576 (158 amino acids)
Source: RefSeq, a predicted model, not a curated record